Messenger RNA from Fusarium coffeatum, 615 nucleotides. RefSeq lists its product as uncharacterized. The transcript has 2 exons. Lineage: Eukaryota; Fungi; Ascomycota; Sordariomycetes; Hypocreales; Nectriaceae. The record is from RefSeq and is a predicted model, not a curated record. The coding region runs from base 1 to 615 and encodes 204 amino acids.
AUGGCAGCCCAUAAGCGCAAACGAUCCGUCUCCGAGCUCUGCGCCUCGCCCUCAUCAGUCUCAUCCUUCGACUCGCCUCCACGCGUGAACAGCUCCAUCACCAAUCCCUUUACCAUCAUGGCUUCAGCACCUAUUCAUCUUCAUAGUCGAACUAUGAAGCGAUUUCGCGAUAAUAGACCUUCUGCUGAGAUGAUUCAUCAACGUACACUUAAUAUGCUGUACUCAGCGCAGAACCAGAAUCAACAUGAGGAAAGUCCAUCGGAACAUAUGCAAACGGAGGCGCAAACUACAAGACCCGAGUCAACGCAACAAUCCCUUCAUCGAUUCUGGAAUAUUUCUUCUGCGCCAUCCGCUUCGACUUCUACUCUCAACCAGACCGAAUUGGCACCUUCGAACUGCGACGAUUGUGGUGUAAGCUUGAACGGCGGCGACGAUGGCAUGGAAGUGGAUGGAUUCGACAAUGAGGAUCACUCAUGCGGUGCUUGCGGCAAGCACGUCUGUUUUAGCUGUUCUGUCAGCAACCUCGGCGAGCAGAAACGUUGUCUGCGAUGCGCAGGUCGAAACGUCACACCGAGUCACAAUACAGCGAACGGACAAACUGCGAUGGCUUUUUGA